This is a messenger RNA of Penicillium macrosclerotiorum, 1185 nucleotides long. RefSeq names its product glycoside hydrolase family protein. The record is from RefSeq and is a predicted model, not a curated record. The coding region runs from base 1 to 1185 and encodes 394 amino acids. Lineage: Eukaryota; Fungi; Ascomycota; Eurotiomycetes; Eurotiales; Aspergillaceae. The transcript has a single exon.
AUGCAGAGUGCCAUGAAGUCUCUGCCUAGCACGGCGAUUUUAGUUGCUGCUCUCAUUUGUCUGCCUUUAGCCAGAGGAUGCAACAAGGACGAAGAUUGUGAUCUCAAUGGCAUGUGCACAAAUAAUGUCCGCAUCUGUGACGCCGGAUGGACUGGAACCGAUUGUGGCCAAUUAGAUCUACGUCCUGGACCAAGGGCGAAUGGGUACAAUCGCACCGAGGAAGGGAUCUCAUCCUGGUGUAACGGGAUAAUCCAUGACCCGAUCAGCUCUGAAAUCUUCCAUCUCUUUAUAUCAGAGUUUACUCAUGGAUGUGGACUCGAUUACUGGUCACCUUACAGCCGCAUUAUCAGGGCUGAGUCUUCAGAAGGCCCCCUUGGGCCAUACACUUUCAAACAGGAGAUCGUUCCAUCAUUCGCCCAUAACCCAACUGUUUUUUGGAGUGAAGAUGAUCAAAAAUAUCUCCUUUAUAAUAUUGGUUGUCAACAGCAAGUUCCUUCCAUUUGCAAGAACAUAAAUUUCACCUGUGGGCCUGGUAAUACUUUGAAUGGUGAGAGUGGAAUUAGUGUUUGGUCAUCGUCAAAUCUCCAUGACUGGACUUCACAUGGCCAAGUUUUCCGAGGCACUGAUGACAGUGCUUGGGAUGCCGAUGUGACUAAUCCCGGUCCACUAAAUCUUCGGUCAUCUGAGAAGACUCCUUCGACUAUAUUAUCCUAUCGUGGCUGUGGCUUCAACUGCAGCGGCACAGAACUCAUCAGCAUUGCAACUGCUCCCGACUUCGCCGGGCCAUAUAUACAAGUCAAUCGCAGAACUCCUAUUUUCACAGAAGCAAGUGAAGACCCAUUUUUCUGGGUUGACAAACGCGGAAAUUAUCAUCUAUUGGUUCAUUCUUUACUGCCAGACGCGGGAUUUGGCGAUGGACCCAAUGUGGGACGCCACGCCUAUGCCCGAUCCUGGGAUGGCCCUUGGACUUUUAACAAAAACACUGUGGCUUUCAAUACUACUGCAUAUUUUAAUGAUGGCUCACAUGUUGAUUACUACCGACGAGAGCGUCCCAAUAUCUUCUUUAGCGAUGAUGGUGAGAUGAUACCAUUGUCCCUUUCGACGGGUGUGCAGGAGAUGAAUUCUUCUGCAAGUUACUCGUUGAUACAGCCAAUCGGACGUACAAAGUUCAAUGAAGAGGAUUAA